GGAAUCGCCGAGCGAGCGGUAAACAGGAGGAGCCGCAGCGAACAGACUGGAAAUUGGAGGACCGCCGGAGCCGGCGCGACUUUCCAAUGAAAAGUUCCAAAGAACAGGAUUGUAGAAUACCACCGUGGAGGCCUUGGGUGUGGACUUGUAUAAAUCCAUCCAUGGCCGCCAUCUUCCAGGGCUGAUGAUUGUGACAGCCUUCAGCUUGCCUUGACAACUCCAAAGCAGCCGCCUCCAGCACCUUCACAAUCAGCAGCCAUGAAGUCCUUCACAGCUACCGCCCUGGCGGCCCUCUUGGCCCAGCAAGCCGCCGCCCAUUCCACCUUCCAACAGCUCUGGGUUGAUGGAACCGACUUCGGCAGCCAAUGUGCCCGUCUUCCUCAGUCCAACUCUCCCAUCACCAACUACAACUCCAAUGACAUGCGCUGCAACAUCAUCGGCACCAGACCCCAGGUCAAGUGCCCAGUCCGCGCUGGUGGCACCGUCACUGUUGAGAUGCACGCUCAAAACGGCGAUCGCAGCUGCUCCCAGGAGGCUAUUGGUGGCGCCCACCACGGCCCCGUUUCCGUCUACCUCACCAAGGUCUCUGACGCCCUUACCGCCGAUGGUUCCACCGGCUGGUUCAAGAUCUUUGACGAUGGCUGGCGCAAGAACCCCUCCGGCCGCGUUGGUGACGAUGAUUUCUGGGGCACCAAGGAUCUCAACGCUUGCUGCGGCAAGAUGAACGUCAAGAUCCCAUCCGACAUCCCCUCGGGUGACUACCUCCUCCGUGCCGAGGCUAUUGCCCUCCACGCUGCCGGUGGUGCCGGUGGUGCUCAGCCAUACAUGACCUGCUACCAAAUCACCGUCUCCGGCGGCGGCAGCGCCAGCCCCCCUACUGUGUCCAUCCCCGGACACUUCAAGGCCUCCGACCCCGGCGUCCAGGUCAACAUCCACGGUGCCAUGACCAACUAUGUCAUCCCCGGCCCCCCUGUGUAUGCCGGCGGCAGCACCAAGGUUGCCGGAAGCGCGUGCAGCGGCUGCGAGGCCACCUGCGCUGUCGGCAGCUCCCCCACCACCAGCCUUACUCCUCCUGUUUCCACCAGCACUCCUGCUCCCGGCAACGGCGGCGGCGGCAGCCCCGGUGGCUGCACUGUUCAGAAGUACGGCCAGUGCGGUGGUCAGGGCUACACUGGCUGCACCACUUGCGCUGCUGGUUCGACUUGCAACACCACCAACCAGUGGUAUCACCAGUGCGUGUAAAGAAUGAACGAACUAGGCCUCAUGGGUGGCAGCAUGUGAAGGAGUAUUGUCUGGUAGAGGCACAAAUUCUUGUAUAUACUUUUGGUCUUGUCCAACACAAAUAUAGCAUUUGCAUAUCGCGACAUUCUUGCA
Podospora pseudocomata is the source of this 1374-nucleotide messenger RNA. RefSeq lists its product as uncharacterized. Gene Ontology annotation, biological process: carbohydrate metabolic process. The transcript is spliced from 2 exons. Gene Ontology annotation, cellular component: extracellular region. Gene Ontology annotation, molecular function: cellulose binding. The record is from RefSeq and is a predicted model, not a curated record. Bases 259 to 1242 code for a protein of 327 amino acids. NCBI's taxonomy places the organism in Eukaryota, Fungi, Ascomycota, Sordariomycetes, Sordariales, Podosporaceae.